Molecule: messenger RNA, 861 nt
Organism: Salarias fasciatus (jewelled blenny)
Lineage: Eukaryota; Metazoa; Chordata; Actinopteri; Blenniiformes; Blenniidae
Product: arylamine N-acetyltransferase 2-like
Exons: 1
Coding region: 1-861 (286 amino acids)
Molecular function (GO): arylamine N-acetyltransferase activity
Source: RefSeq, a predicted model, not a curated record
AUGACUUCGGUGCAGAUGGACGUGGGGAAAUAUUUGUCUCGCAUUGGGUUCGAACCCCAGUCGGAGUCCACCCUGGAGACGCUGCGGUCCGUCCACAUCCGUCACCUGCUUUCGGUGCCGAUUGAGAACCUCACGGUGCACAGCGGCGGACUGGUCCGCCUCGAUCUGCCUCUGCUCUUCGACAAGAUAGUGAACCAGCGCCGCGGCGGCUUCUGCUGCGAGAACAACGGCCUCUUCUCCUGGCUGCUGACCAGACUCGGCUUCCAGGUGACCCUGCUGUCCGGACAGGUGAAGGGCGAAAUCACGGGCUGCUACGGGCCGCCUUUCGACCAUCUGGUCCUCAUGGUGGUCAUUGAGGGGCGGCGGUGGCUGUGCGACGUUGGGUUCGGGAGCGCUGGGUUCAGUGUCCCCCUCUCCUUGGACACCGCUGACCCCCAGGAGCAAGGUCACCGAAUGUACCGCAUCAGGGAGGACACAGGGAUGCAUUACUUAGAGUGGCAGAGCGACGAAAGCAGCAGCGGACCUAAGGACUGGGAUGCGCUCUUCAAGUUCACCCUUGAACCCCGGAGUUUGGGAGACUUCAGCGAAAUGUGCGUCUACCACCAGACCUCGCCUUCGUCCAUCUUCUUCAGCAAGUCUUUCUGCACGCUGUUAAAACCCGGGGGGAGGGUCACCUACAUCGGCCGCAGGCUGAUCACCAAGACCUUCCCCACAGAAGCCACAGGAGAAGUGGUGAAAACCAUCAAAGAGCUUAAAGAUGAGGAGAUUCCACUUAUUCUCGCAGAGAUUUUUGGAAUUGUUCUUCCGUCUCCUCUUAUACCAAAAGACGAGGACGUCAGACCACCUGAGGUUAAACACUGA